Molecule: messenger RNA, 894 nt
Organism: Geodia barretti
Lineage: Eukaryota; Metazoa; Porifera; Demospongiae; Tetractinellida; Geodiidae
Source: the annotation of a GenBank genome assembly
AUGUCGCCUCGCGCCGCCAUCGCCCUGCCUGAUAGCGUCGGCCGUGUCGUCAUGAGCCCGUCAGCCACUGCCGCAGCCGCCGAUCGGGCCACCGACGUGAGUGAAACGCCCGUGACGCUCAACAUCGACGGCCAGCCCGUGGAAGUGGCACCGGGCACCACCAUUCACGGUGCCUGCGUGCAGGCCGGAGUUGACACCCCGACGCUGUGCUGGGCCGAGAACCUGACCCCGGUCAACGUGUGCCGGGUCUGCGUGGUGGAGCUGGAGGGCUCCCGGGCCCUGGUGCCAUCGUGCUCCCGUCCCGCGGAGGAUCAAAUGGUGGUCCAGACCGACUCCCCCCGGGUGCGCCACAGCCGCCGCAUGGUGCUCGAGUUCCUGGGCUCGGGCGUGGACCUGAGCCAGGCCGACGACCUGCACCAGUGGAUCCAGGCCUACGGCGCCGACCCCGACCGCUACAGCGACGAGAACCACCCCGUCGAGCGAGUCGACGAGCCGGUCAAGAUCCAGGACGAGCUCUACAUCCGGGGACUACUCGAAAACACGUUCGCCAUCGCGGUGGCCGGCCGGGGCUUCGAUGCCCGGAUCUCCACCGAGUUCGACGUGACGCUGCCCGACUCGGCCUGCGUGUACUGCGGCAACUGCGUGGGGGUGUGCCCCACCGGCGCGCUGCAGUUCAAGACCGAGUACGACCUGCGUGAGGUCGAGGAGUGGCGUCCGGAGGACCAGACCGUCACCCGCACCGUUUGCUCCUACUGCGGCGUGGGCUGCAACCUCGACCUGCACGUGCAGGACGAGCGGAUCGUCAAGGUCACCUCGCCCGCCGACCAUUCGGUGACCAGCGGCCACCUGUGCAUCAAGGGCCGCUUCGGCUGGCAGUACGUCCACGGCGAGUGA